AUGGGACCAGGUAUCAACGAGCCCCUCAGGCUACCAUGCGGUUUGCUGCUACCCAAUCGCCUGGUCAAGGCUGCUAUGGCUGAAGGCCUGGCAGAUACCGGUUAUUUACCAGGCCCUAAGAUAUUGCAGGCCUACGGUGAAUGGGCCAAGGGCGGAUGGGGAGCUCUUCUCACAGGAAAUGUACAGGUUGAUGUCCGUAACCUAGGUAGUUAUGGCGACCUAGCUACUCGCGAGUAUGGAGAAGAUGAGCAUCGGGUAUUGCAGACGUGGAGGCAAUAUGCAGAUGCCUGUCAGCAUCACGGCACGCCCGCAAUGGCUCAGAUAUGCCACCCCGGCCGUCAGUCCCCGAGAGGUGCAGGUGAAAGGGGCAUAUUUGGGAAGACGAUUGCGCCAAGUGAAAUUUCGCUUCAUAUCGGGAAUGGACUGGCUGCAACACUUAUCAGGAAACUCGUUUUUGGGGUGCCAACUGCUAUGUCCUAUGCCGAUAUUGAUCAUGUCAUCGCGCAGUUUGUCAAUUGUGCCCGCACGCUGGCCGACUGUGGCUUCUCCGGCAUCGAGAUUCACGCAGCUCACGGUUAUCUUCUAUCGCAGUUUCUCUCCCCACGAAGCAACGUUCGCGAGGAUGACUAUGGGGGGAGCGCUGAACGGCGAGCGCGUAUUGUUGUUGAGAUCAUACGUCAGAUUCGAGGCGCAGUCCCCGAUAGUUUUUGCGUUGGCAUCAAGCUGAACUCGGCCGAUCACAACGCAUCUGAUUUUGAAGACACCAUGACUCAAAUUCGUCUGUUUGCGGAUGCAGGUGUAGACUUCCUUGAACUGUCUGGCGGGACCUAUGAAGACCCAACGAUGAUGGGUCGUGGGCUCAAAGAGGAAUCGGGAGACGCUAAAAGCCAAGGCACGGAGUCUCGUGAGGCUUUCUUCAUAGAUUUCGCACGCGAAACGAGAAAGAGGCUUCCUCAGCUUGUUCUUCUACUCACCGGGGGGUUUCGGACUCGCAAGGGAAUCGAGGCGGCGUUGAAAAGUGGCGUAUGUGAUCUCGUUGGCAUUGGCCGUCCAGCGGUUCUGCGUCCUGACUUUCCACGGCUGGUAAUGGACGACGUAUACAGCGAUCAGGAGGCGAAGGUGGUAUUUAGGAAAGUGCCAGUCCCGUUUCUGGCACGGCUGCUGCAAAUCCGCAUACUGGGUGGCGGCGCGGAGACGCAAUACUUCCAGAGCCAGAUUCACCGGAUAGCAGCUGGUCUGGCAACAUAUGCACCAUAG
Aspergillus versicolor CBS 583.65 is the source of this 1257-nucleotide messenger RNA. RefSeq names its product NADH:flavin oxidoreductase/NADH oxidase family protein. Lineage: Eukaryota; Fungi; Ascomycota; Eurotiomycetes; Eurotiales; Aspergillaceae. The record is from RefSeq and is a predicted model, not a curated record. The transcript is spliced from 7 exons. Gene Ontology annotation, molecular function: oxidoreductase activity; FMN binding. The coding region runs from base 1 to 1257 and encodes 418 amino acids.